This is a messenger RNA of Synchiropus splendidus (mandarinfish), 897 nucleotides long. Its product is annotated as Zinc finger protein 706-like. Lineage: Eukaryota; Metazoa; Chordata; Actinopteri; Syngnathiformes; Callionymidae. The record is from RefSeq and is a predicted model, not a curated record. Bases 104 to 334 code for a protein of 76 amino acids. The transcript has 4 exons.
GGCGGCGCUGUGACCUCCCCGCCGCCAUCGUUGGUCUACAUUCAAAUAGAGAGUGACGAAAGAUAAGAGCAGUCUUUAUCCCCCGCGGAGGAAGGUGAGGGCCAUGGCUCGUGGGCAGCAGAAGAUCCAGUCGCAGCAGAAGAACGCCAAGAAGGCGGCCGAGAAGAAGAAGGGCCAGGGAGCUGACCAGAAGACUGCAGCGAAGGCUGCUCUGGUCCACACCUGCCCUGUCUGCAGGACACAAAUGCCCGACCCAAAGACCUUCAAACAGCAUUUCGAGAGCAAGCACCCCAAGUCUCCGAUGCCCCCUGAACUGGCUGAUGUCCAGGCGUAAGAAGCCACGGAUGGAUCUCCACCCAGAUACACACCCACCGCGAACAUUACGUUGACUCAUGGCUGCUGGAUGACCACCACUGGACCAUCAGGGAGGAGGGGACGGGGCCGACAUGGGGGCGAGGGGGGUUCGACGAGUGUAGAGCUACAGAAGUUCACCAGCAGUCCGUUUGUUCCCGUGUCUGAGUCUCUCCGGAACCAGAACCUGCGUAUGGAUCUCACACAGUGUUCUGACUCGAUCAUUUCAACUCAGACGUGGAGAACCGUGAAUCCUCUUUGCUAUUGUCGACAGUCAUGAACCCGAGGCGUCUAACUCCAGACCUCCUCAACACAGAACCUCACGCUGGACCACCACCACUUGUGUUCAUUUCCUCACGUGUCUCUGUCAGAAAGCAGGCGGGUCCGACGGUGCGGGGCGACCCACCGGGUGUCGUGUGUCUGUCGAGAGACUUGGAGAACAGUAACUGCCAAAAUGAUUCCCUGACCUUUUUUAACAAUCCGACCAAAACCGACUCCUCACUGUAUUUUUUUUACCCUUUUCAAUAAAUUAAACAUUGUAUUUAA